GCAAACAUCAGCCUCGCAUUGUUGGACCGCGCACUUGCGUUCGUUCCUUUCAAAACAUGGCUCUCAAAGUUGGAGCGCAAUUCUGACAGUUUUUCGUUGCACCGAAUUUACAUCCAAUCCGUUGAUCUGUUCGGCAAUCGCGUCGGUUUUGUGAAAUUGAAAUCUGAAGUCACUGAUCGAGAUGGGGACUCCCUGGCAGGUAUCUGUUUUUUGCGGGGCGGCUCCGUCGCCGUUCUGGUGAUUCUGGAAUGUGCAGAGGACGGCUCUGAGCACUGCGUACAAGUGCAGAUUGAUAACGUCUGCACCGCGCAGCCCAGGAACAUGGCUCUUCCUGCCGGGAUGUUGGAUGGAAAUGGUGACUUCAGUGGGGCCAUGGCCCGGGAAAUGGAAGAGGAUUGCCGGAAGAAGUCCUGCCAGCUGUCAGAGACAGCGUGCAGGCUCCCCUCAGUCCCAGUGGGCCCAGGUGAUGCAGCAAACUUGGUUGACAUGACUGCCCUCGCCUACGGGGAGAAGUUUGAGGGUAUGUACCCAUCCGUUGGCGCAUGUGAUGAAUUUAUACGCCUUUUCCUUUUCAAGAGAGUCAUGUGCCAUGGCUGCAGCGGGGCGGGAGAGUGGCUUUUGCGAGCUGCAUUGCGCAACCCGAGCCGUAGCGCACGAACGGACAGGCCUCAGCGGGACAUCGCAGCUCUGGAAGGAAGGCUUAUGGGUCUUCGCGAGGAGCACGAGAAGAUACAGUGGCUGAGCGAAAUGUCGGUCGUUUCCGAUGUUCCGAAGCCGGGAAUUCCGGCAGGCUGUGCCUGGUUCCGUUGUUCCGCAGUUGCCGGCAUUGGAAUUGGCUUAUUCGGUUGCCUGCUGUCUGCAGCUGAUCACAUCAGGCGGCGCAACGGUGGACUGCACACAGUGCGCAGUCGCUUUUUCUCCUGGAUUGGUAUGAUUGGCUCCGUGGUCUUUGGCUUAGCUUCGCUCGUCGGUCUGGUUUUCGGCUCGGUCAGCUUGGCCACAGUGGUGCGAGCUGGAUCGACGCUGCCGGCAAACGCCAUCUUCAGUCAAAUGUUUGGUCUGCGACCGCUGGUACGGGAUGAUGUCCUGGGCACUUUGGUAACCAUCUCAGGCAUUAUCAGCUUCACCAUCUUCCAAGGGUGGUCUGAGUAUCAGCACGAUCAAAGUGAGUUUCUGGCUCGGAUGUUUGCUCCGGGGUCCAUCGUCUGGAUGAGCCUCCUGUUCAUCCUGCAAGCCCUGUCGAGCUGCUGGCUGUAUUUUCACAGGAGCGCGAAGCGAGACAGCCGGGAGUAUGCGGCAGCGGCUCGGUGCCGCGCUGUGGCGGCCACAUUGAUCUGCUCGUGUUCGUCAGCUUUUAUGGACUUGGCAGCCAAGGGUUGGUCAUCCUCUUCCAAGGUCUCAGCAAGUGGUGGUGGGGUGAGCUUUGGUCUGGCAUCGCCCACCUUCUGGACAGCGCUGUCUUUGAACGUCGUUUUCCUGAUCCUUAUGAGAUGGUCAACUAUCUACGGUUGCCGACGAUGUGAUGUGCUCAUAUUUGUUCCCUUGAACACAACAGCCAACAUCAUCCUCAGUGUCGCCUCCGGCAUGAUUUGCCUUUCAGAGUACAAGUCCGUGAAAUCUUGGCCGGGUCUUUGCACUGCUGGGCUGUCCAUGCUGUGUGGCAUUUUCAUGCUCGUCACCGGGCCGGCUGAGACCAUGGCUGGAGCUGGGAUGCCCUGCAACAGCUGGAUCGAGUCGCCAGAUCCGACUAAGAGUCAGUCCAGGCCCGAGACUCAAACGCGGCGGACGUUGAGCCCCGUUGAUCUUUCGCCAGCGACCUCCCCGGCGAGCUCUCAUGACAGAGUGAUCCCCCGGGAGAGAUCAGUCCUGGAACAGUCGGAGGAGGACUUGCAUUCUAAGUCCUCCGCGCUGGGCUUCGUCUAUCUAAAUCGCAUCCACCGAAGAGCUGCGCGUGCACGAAGUGAGAUCGAAGGCUGCUUGGCCGAGAACCUUUCCGACCGGCGCGAGACGACAGGUUACGUACCUGCUAGAGGGCUAGGAUACAGCGAACGCAUGCAGCCUGCUCCGCGACGUCUCCGCAAGCCCUUGGCGGCCCUGUCCUUGCUACUCCUCGUGUUCGCUGAUGUGAGCAAGCUUCUGGGCUUUACCGGGUCGCGAGGCCUUGGAAGUCGCCAGCCCUCGGUCGCACGUGCGGCUGAAUACAAGCAAGUUGCUGUGGCGGGAGCCACGGGCCGGCUCGGGCGCUUAGUGGUGUCGGAAUUACUGUCCAAGGAAGAUGAGCUGCAAGUCAUCGCGCUGACCCGCAAUGUGUCUCGAGCAGAAGAGUUUCUGCCUGUAGACAAUGACAAGUUGAAGGUCGUCACCUGGGACCCUGCAGCUGACCAGGCUGCAGCUGAAGAAGCUGUAGCUGAUGCCGACGUGGCGCUCUGGUGCGCCGAGGGUCGCAAGGGCAUUGUCGCGCUGGGCAAUGCUUUCAAGGCGAAGGGGCAGAGACCGAGCGGCUCCGCCCGUGUGAUCAUGUGCUCCUCAGCCGCCAUCACGCGGCCUACGUGGUCUGCCGAACAGAAAUCCCGGAUGUCCGGAGCAGCCGACAUCCCGAUUGUGAGGUUGAAUCCAGGUGGGCUGCUGGACGAGAAACGAGCAGCCGAGCAAGCCUUGCGGGACACGGGGGCUUCCUAUGCGGUGGCACGACCGACUGGCCUGAAAGACGACUGGCCGGCGGGGCGUCCGGUGGUCUCUCAGGGAGAUGUGGCUGUGGGCAGAACCUCGCGCCAAGACCUGGCCUCCAUGCUGGUGCAGCUGCUUGACGAGCCAGAGGCGACAGGGAAGACUUUCGAGGUGUUGACGGUGCCGGGCUACCCGAAGCCCCGCGAGGGCUACGGAGAGGCGCUGGAAAGACUGGAGGCUGACACGGCUGCGGCCUCAGAGUCAAGAUCCGAAAAUCCGAAAAUGGUUUCUGGCUACAACGGCUUGGACACGUCCGGAGCUCUCUCCGUGCAGGGCCUCUCACACAUCGCAGAUUCCGACAGCAGGGAGCUGCACGAGCUCCUGGUGGCAGCUGACAUCAAUGCCGAUGGCGUUAUCACGAGGACGGAAUGGGACGAGCAUGUCAGCUCCUGGCUGGAAGGCCACGAAGGCCAGGUCCAAGCCAUCCUGGAUGCAGCCAGCGGCAUCACCGAGGAGGUGCUGCAGACCAAGCGGAAGAAGGUCCGAUCGAAGCGGCAGAUUGCUGCGGUGUGGGAUGGUGCCAGGUCGGACGGGGAAGAUGAGAUCAGCUGGUUCGGCUUGCCGGUCGUUGCAUCACAGGACCUUUCAUUCAAGGGCGAGAACCGUGCCGUUCCAAUCGGACAGAAAUUGGAGGUGAUGGUUGGGGGAAGCUGCUUCUUGUGCGAGGUGGCUGCAUAUGAUGAGGAUCAGGACUAUCCCUACCUGCUGCACUUUCCUGCUGGUGACGUGAAAGAGAAGCGCUGUAUGAUCGACGUUACCAGCAGCCGAAUCAUCGCUCCAUUGUGGACACGAGAGAAAUCGCCUUUCCAUUUCGUCGAUGCAGAAGAAGAGGUCUCGCCGCGGGAGAUGUUGACGAGUCAUGUCAAUGGCGAGCCGAUCAGUCCUUCGCAGUUGGUGAGCCUGGUUCGCCGUGCACGGCAGCAUUUCCAGAACGAACCUGCGCUUCUGCGAAUCUCCGUGCAAGGUGCUUCCAGUGUCUCAAUCUUCGGCGACAUCCAUGGCAACUUUGCAGGCUUUGCCAGCCUGGCAGCACAACUGCAAGGAUCGGGGAAAGCCAAGCUGCUCGACACUGUGAAGGAUACUAUGCUGGAACCGCCUGCCGACAUUGUCAUCUUCCUGGGUGAUUUGGUGGACCGUGGGGAUGAGAAUCUCAAGCUCCUGCUGACGGUCCUGGCUUGGAAAGUGCAGCAUCCUGACCGGAUUUUUCUGCUGCGCGGCAAUCACGAGGAUGAGAACAUCAACUGCCGCUAUGGCUUUGAGAAAGAAUGUAGAGACCUCUUCGGCGAAGACGGCAAGAAAAUCUAUCGUCAAGUGAACAACAUGUUCAACUACCUGCCUGUCGCUGCAGUCCUUGGUGACUUCGCCUUCUGCUGCCAUGGCGGCCUUGGGCCAAGUAUCCUAUCUUUGGACGAUGUCAGCCUACUGGAUGCGCACAAGCCCAUCUCGCUAGAGGUGCCACCAAGCACCAACAUGGACAAGACCGCAAUUGACCUCUUGUGGGCGGACCCGUGCGAGGAGGUUGAUGCGGAUGUCAAUGCUGACGGUUUCGCAGAAAAUUCUGCACGAGGAAUGGGACAUGUUUGGAACGCUGCAGCAAGCAAGAGAUUCCUUGAAACCACGGGCCUGGAGAUCAUCAUCCGUGGUCAUGAGUGUGAGCCGGCUGGCUACUUGUACAACCAUGAAAGGCAGGUCUUGACCAUCUUCUCAAGCCCCGCCUACAGCGAAAAUAACGAUGCAGCGGUUGCAACUUUAGAUGCGUCCGGCCUCAGCAGCUUGAAUUUUCUGAGGGUGAAUGCGAAGAACGAGCCAGUCUCGGCAGCAGCACAGCUGGAGGACCGUGACUCCCUGCAAAGAAAGGCGAAGCCACGGAGUGUUUGCCAAGGUUGUGUCUCCUUCUGA
Symbiodinium sp. CCMP2456 is the source of this 4626-nucleotide messenger RNA. The record is from the annotation of a GenBank genome assembly. NCBI's taxonomy places the organism in Eukaryota, Dinophyceae, Suessiales, Symbiodiniaceae.